This is a messenger RNA of Drosophila eugracilis, 673 nucleotides long. It is a transcript of the gene MED21, whose product is annotated as mediator of RNA polymerase II transcription subunit 21. Bases 209 to 637 code for a protein of 142 amino acids. Gene Ontology annotation, molecular function: transcription coregulator activity. The transcript is spliced from 2 exons. Gene Ontology annotation, biological process: regulation of transcription by RNA polymerase II. The record is from RefSeq and is a predicted model, not a curated record. Gene Ontology annotation, cellular component: mediator complex. NCBI's taxonomy places the organism in Eukaryota, Metazoa, Arthropoda, Insecta, Diptera, Drosophilidae.
CUUAUAUAUCAACAUAAAUAGUCGAAAUAAUUUUGUAAUUUAUCUUGUUAUUCAUGUGUUUUAUAUUAUGAUUAUAUCCUUAUUUGAGCUGGGAAAAUAAAAAUCGUCUCCGAAAUCCUUUAAUGUAUUGGGCAUUGCAUUAAGAAAGAAGGAAAACUAGUACUUAGUAUCCUUUAAUAAUUUUAAAUAUUAUUAAUAAAAUUUUAAUAUGGCUGACAGACUUACGCAGUUGCAAGAUACCGUUAAUCAGCAAGCUGAGAACUUUUGUAAUGCGAUUGGUGUAAUUCAACAAACUUCUUUUCCAAGUAAAUUUGUAAAUUUCGAUCGUAUAGGAUCCCAAACGCCAAACUCAAUCCAGCCACAAGAAGACUAUGCACAGCUAUUCGCUCAGUUAAUUGCACGUUGUGCCAAAGAUAUAGACACAUUAGUAGAGUCUUUACCUAAUGAAGACAGCUCUAUUGAACUUCAAAACUCCAGCCUUAAGAGGCUCGAGAUCGAAAAUCAAGAAACUGCACAUGAGCUUGAGGACGUGGUACAAAAAGGAGAACUUUUGCUUGAAAAAAUGCAGUCUGCUUUGGAAAACGUCGCACAAGCUCAAUUGGAUAUGCAAAAGACAUUGAAACCACAUUUCCUAUAAGCGUAAAAAUUAAAUAAAUAUGUAAAUACAUACAUA